CCGGGCGGCUGUGCUGAGAGGAGGGAGGAGAGAGAGGGGCAGGCAGACGCCGAGCACAACGGCGGCAGCAGCGACAGCAACAGGAGCAGCAGUAACGCCAGCAUGACCACAGACCUCCACAGCAAACAGACCUGACCGCUUUGACACUGCGCCCCGGUGGAAGCGGCGAGACGCCACGGCGACUGUCCGACGCCAGGCGCGCAAAUAACCUUCGCGUUUCACGACCGAAGAAGACGAUCCAGCGUCAGAAACAGCGAGUGGGCUCUGUCUGCUCUGCGCUUCAAAACACUGCUCAGUAGACAUGGUGGACACCCAGCAGCUCCUAGCUUGGCCUGUGGGUUUCAGUCUGAGCGCCGUGGACCUUUCAGAGCUGGACGACAGCUCCCACUCCCUCGACAUGAAGCAUUUGUCCACGUUAGACUAUGCCUCCAUCUCAUCCUCCUCCAUCCCUUCCUCCCUGUCUCCCUCGCUUGUGUCCUCCAUCUCUUCCGUUGGUGUGCCCUAUGACCCCAGUCCACCGCAGAGCGAAGAGCACUUGACCAACAUGGACUACACAAACAUGCACUGCUACAGGACGGAGCCAAACACACACAAUUCAAUCAAGCUGGAGCCAGAGUCGCCACCUCAGUACUCUGACAGUCCCGUGUUCUCCAAGGUCCAGGAUGAUACGUCAGCGACAUCACUAAACAUCGAGUGCCGUGUGUGUGGGGACAAAGCCUCGGGGUUUCACUAUGGCGUCCAUGCCUGUGAGGGUUGUAAGGGUUUCUUCAGACGCACAAUCAGGUUAAAGUUGGUGUACGACCACUGUGAUCUUCGCUGUCGUAUUCACAAGAAGUCCCGCAACAAAUGCCAAUACUGUCGCUUCCAGAAGUGCCUUAAUGUCGGCAUGUCACACAAUGCAAUUCGUUUUGGCCGAAUGCCUCAGGCUGAGAAGGAGAAACUGCUGGCUGAGUUCUCGUCUGACAUGGAGCACAUGCACCCAGAGGCAGCAGAUCUGAGGGCUCUGGCCCGGCAUCUGUACGAGGCCUAUCUGAAAUACUUCCCCCUCACCAAGGCCAAGGCCAGGGCCAUCCUCUCUGGGAAGACUGGAGACAAUGCGCCUUUUGUCGUCCAUGACAUGAAGACUCUAAUGGAAGGAGAGCAGUUUUUUAAUUACAGGCAUAUGCCCAUCCAGGAGCACCAGCAGCAGACCUCUGCCCUUACAGCUGGACACGGAGGGGUCACAGGAGUUCACAUGGGGUCAGAGUGUGGUGUUUUGGGAAUGACCAGCAUCAGUGGACAGGGACCAAGGGACACUGUGGAGCUACGUUUCUUCCACAGCUGUCAGUCACGCUCUGCUGAAGCAGUGAGAGAAGUGACAGAGUUCGCCAAGAGUAUCCCCGGCUUUGUUGAUCUGGAUCUAAACGAUCAGGUAACUUUGCUGAAGUAUGGUGUGAUAGAGGUCUUGAUCAUCAUGAUGGCACCUCUGAUGAACAAAGACGGGACCCUGAUCUCCUACGGACAGAUCUUCAUGACGCGGGAGUUCCUCAAGAGUCUCAGGAAACCUUUCUGUCAAAUGAUGGAACCAAAGUUUGAGUUCUCCGUUAAGUUCAACACGCUGGAGCUGGACGACAGCGACAUGGCACUGUUUCUGGCUGUCAUUAUCCUCAGUGGGGACCGUCCAGGCCUACUGAAUGUGAAGCCCAUCGAGCAGCUUCAGGAAACAGUGCUUCAUUCGCUGGAGCUGCAGCUGAAGCUAAACCACCCAGACUCUCUGCAGCUUUUUGCCAAGCUGCUGCAGAAGAUGACCGACCUGCGUCAAAUUGUCACGGACCACGUCCACCUCAUGCAGCUGCUGAAGAAGACUGAGGUGGACAUGUGCUUACACCCACUGCUGCAGGAGAUCAUGAAGGACUUGUAUUAAAAUUUAACAGGAGAAGAGGACAAAAAAGUGGGAAGAAAAAUAAAAGAUUUUAUUUUUAAAAUCACGAGUUGAGAUUAAGCACUUUGUGCUUCUGAUGUGUUGAAAAAAGGGAGGUAGCCAGCCAGAAAGGCUGGCUGACUGAAAUGGAGAAAGAGAUGGGGGAAGAACAGGGAAAGAGAAAUCAAGGAAAGAAAGACAGAAUGUGAGUGUUAGAUCUUGUCUAGACAGCAGCAUGUGAAUAACUUGCGGUGCACAGUCAUUUAGCCUCUGCUGAGCCUGGACGUUUUGGUAUGAGUAGGCUGCCAACUUAAAUACGAAACUACCACCUAUUACACCAAUCAGGAUGAGCGUCUAUGACUAACUGAAAGAGUGGGGACUUUCUUAUUGGCAAGCUCAAGCAUAAAAUUGUGAAUGCUCAACACAGCCUGCUUCAAGUGCCUUAAGGAGAAAUGUAUCACUGUGAAUAUUGUACACCUUGUGCCACACAGUACAGUAUGUGUUGUUCAUGUGCAGCUUAUCUACGUUGCGUUACAACCGUCAUAGGCAGCAGCAGUUUGUAAUGUGCUUCAAUACCUCUGUGAACACGCACAACAAAUGCGUGAAUGCUCACGUAUACACACACACACAAACAAACAAACAAAUACUCAGACAGUGAUUUAAUAUUUUGGCAUCAGGGUGAAGGUGCUAUCUGUUUUUAAUCAGCUUUAUCCAAAGACAGAAAUCAGAUUAUUGCCUGUAACAUAUUUUAGUCGCUCUCACCUACAAAAACUGUGACAAAGUGUGAAGCCAACAAAAGGCACAUUGCCAUGAUGAUGUCAGCUCUUCGUUGAAAAAUGAAAAGGUAUAUCAUGCCUAUAAGAUUGAUGUUUCACUUUGUUGUGAAAUGAAUGAUGUAUAAAAAAUAUUAUAUAUAUAUUAUACAUAGAUAAUGUAUAAUAUACUGUAUAUUCCCUUGUAUUAUUUUCAUAUGGAUGUCGUCAAAUUUGGCUUUUCAUCCUCAGUUGUUUUAUUUCAAAAAAAUUCUUGAAAAACUGGUUGAAUUAUAAUUUUUACCAUGAAAUUAUUUUGUAUCUAUGCAAAGUGUCUACUGUGUCUGAUCAAUCAGAUGUUUUUUUUUUUUUGGGGGGGGGGGGGGGGGGGCGCUGUGCAGACAAAGGGACUGGAUAAAUACCGCUGAGGGAAAAGAAGAAAUUUGUUGUAAAUAAAAUAUUUUCUAACUUUUUAUUUGAAAUCUGUCUCUUGCUUGAAACCAUACAAGUGUGCUUGCACGUACCGUCAAAAUCAUUUUCCAAAUUGUCUUCCUUGAAAGCAUUCUAGUCACCCGAACUCUUGGAAAUCUGUUUUACAGUCAUUACAUCAGCUGUCCUCAGUGUCUCUUACCCAACACACGCACACCCUGUUGAAACGAUUGCAACAUCUGAACUCUGCUGAACCAUGCCGGAAGACCAAAGUCUGUGGAUACGGAUUUGAUCAGCAGACAGGGAGGUGUUUUUUAUUUUUUUAAGUUUAAUGUUUUUUCGACAUGUUGCUUUUUUUGAGGGGGCAUCACCUUUUGUCCCUUUUUUCUGACAGAUCAAUCUACAGAGAGACCUGAAAAAAAAAAAACAUAGGCUAGAGUGGGGAUAGCGUGCAACAUCAAGGUCAGAGCCAGAGUCAAACUCAUGACAUCACACUUCAGUCCACAGAGACAUCAGGUCACCUCAACACACAACACAGGUUCAUUUACACAGAGCUUUUCUAUUGUUUGGCUCUUUCCCAAGUUACAAGUCAUGCUGUACACGACAGCAUGUCUUCUUCCUCAUUCACAGAACACACUUUUCUUCAAAUAGGAGAUUUAGACUCAGUGAAAUCCACCAUGGGGACUAAGCUCUGCAAAUCAUAGGAUAAGCUGAAAUUAGAUAUGAGUCUUUGGAAGCCAUUGGACCUAUAAGCCGCAUUAACAAUACUUAG
This is a messenger RNA of Toxotes jaculatrix (banded archerfish), 3853 nucleotides long. RefSeq names its product peroxisome proliferator-activated receptor gamma (gene pparg). Bases 302 to 1903 code for a protein of 533 amino acids. Gene Ontology annotation, cellular component: nucleus. The transcript is spliced from 9 exons. The record is from RefSeq and is a predicted model, not a curated record. Gene Ontology annotation, biological process: positive regulation of transcription by RNA polymerase II; regulation of lipid metabolic process; negative regulation of inflammatory response. Gene Ontology annotation, molecular function: nuclear receptor activity; zinc ion binding; RNA polymerase II cis-regulatory region sequence-specific DNA binding. Lineage: Eukaryota; Metazoa; Chordata; Actinopteri; Toxotidae.